AUGUCGAAGCGUGACAUCGUCCUCACCAAUGUCACCGUUGUCCAGCUGCUGCGACAGCCGUGCCCCGUGAACCGAGCACCACCUCCACCUGAGCCCAAGGUUGAAGCAGAACCCCAGCCCGAACCUGUGCCAGAACCGGUUAAGGCGGAAGCUCCGCUGCCGCCUCCUCCUCCUCCCCCUCCCCCUAAGAAGACGGAUGCAGCUCGGGAGUUGACGGUUGGCAUCAAUGGAUUCGGACGCAUCGGCCGCCUGGUGUUGCGCGCGUGCAUGGAAAAGGGCGUCAAGGUGGUGGCGGUGAAUGAUCCGUUCAUUGACCCAGAAUACAUGGUGUACAUGUUCAAGUAUGACUCCACCCACGGCCGGUACAGGGGGAGCGUGGAGUACAAGAAUGGACGGCUGGUUGUGGACAACAAUGAGAUCAGCGUCUACCAGUGCAAGGAGCCCAAAGAAAUCCCCUGGAAGGCUGUCGGAAGCCCCUACGUGGUGGAGUCCACGGGCGUGUACCUCUCCCUAGAGGCUGCCUCGGCGCACAUCACAGCAGGGGCUCAGCGUGUGGUCAUCUCUGCGCCCUCACCAGAUGCACCCAUGUUCGUCAUGGGCGUCAACGAGGUCAAGUACAACCCCGGCUCCAUGAACAUUGUCAGCAACGCAUCCUGCACCACCAACUGCCUGGCCCCCCUCGCCAAGGUCAUCCACGAGCGAUUUGGCAUCGUGGAAGGGCUCAUGACCACCAUCCAUUCCUACACGGCCACCCAGAAGACGGUGGACGGGCCGUCCAAGAAGGCCUGGCGGGAUGGACGAGGCGCCCAUCAGAACAUCAUCCCGGCCUCCACCGGGGCUGCCAGUGCCGUGGGCAAAGUGAUCCCAGAGCUCAAAGGGAAGCUCACCGGAAUGGCAUUCCGCGUGCCGACCCCAGACGUGUCUGUUGUGGACCUGACUUGCCGCCUGGCCCAGCCUACCCCCUAUUCAGCCAUCAAGGAUGCUGUAAAAGCAGCCGCCAAGGGGCCCAUGGCUGGCAUCCUUGCCUACACAGAGGAUGAGGUCGUCUCCACGGACUUCCUCGGCGACGCCCACUCGUCCAUCUUCGAUGCCAAGGCAGGCAUUUCGCUCAACGACAACUUCGUGAAACUCAUCUCCUGGUACGACAACGAGUACGGCUACAGUCACCGCGUGGUCGACCUCCUCUGCUACAUGUUCAGCCGGGACAGCUGA
Lepus europaeus (European hare) is the source of this 1212-nucleotide messenger RNA. RefSeq names its product glyceraldehyde-3-phosphate dehydrogenase, spermatogenic (gene GAPDHS). Lineage: Eukaryota; Metazoa; Chordata; Mammalia; Lagomorpha; Leporidae. The transcript is spliced from 11 exons. Gene Ontology annotation, molecular function: NADP binding; oxidoreductase activity, acting on the aldehyde or oxo group of donors, NAD or NADP as acceptor; NAD binding. Bases 1 to 1212 code for a protein of 403 amino acids. The record is from RefSeq and is a predicted model, not a curated record. Gene Ontology annotation, biological process: glucose metabolic process.